CACAAUCUAUUCACCACCCCGGCUGGUAGGGCACGCGCGCUGCCGUCUCCUUUCAUGGAUCUUACGGUUUCUCUCGCGCCCACGGGCACGCACGGGGCUCAAAUGGCCGUUUGCCUCACGGCGGGCUCCUAAAAUCACAGACUCGCUCACUUUAAUGGUGAGUUGUACGGCGUAGCUACCGGGAGAGUUGACGAUGGCUAAGCCCCAGGCUUCUGAAUCUUUGGCGGGACCCUUGUACGAGCUCGCGACCAAUCCGACCCGGGACGUGGCGCCGGAGACGGCGGCAGCGGCAUCGCUGAGCAUCGGCGACACCUACGCCACGAGGACGCGCACAUACCUGGACGUUUCCGCGGCUGCCUUCGCCUCCGGCCACCCGGUGUACGGGGCCGAGGGAUUGUACUCUAACGGACGGUACAGGGAACACAGCAGUCCACGGAUCGGUAACCGGAGUCGUGACAGUUCUGCAGAGAGGUGCCCGGGCACCGGGAAUCCACCUUGCGGUAUUAUGAAGGAUGGCUCUAAGCAGAGACAGGCAAGAAAGAAGACGGUCUCCUUCAGCUCUAUGCCAAACGACCGUAAGAUGAACAGCACAGCUGCCUGCAUGGCUUUCAUGAUGGAAGGCUGCGAGAUGAAGAAAGUUCGCUCCAAUUCUCGCAUGUACAAUCGUUACUUCCUGUUGGACCCGGAUAUGCGCUGGCUUCGCUGGGAACCAUCGAAGAAAGACUCUGAGAAGGCCAAGCUCGAGAUCAAGACCAUCAAAGAGGUUAGACUAGGAAAGAAAACACCUGUCUUACGCAGUAACGGACUCUCCGAUCAGUUCCCUGAUGAGUGUGCGUUCUCAAUAAUAUACGGAGACAAUUAUGAAUCCCUGGAUCUGGUCGCAAGCACAGCAGACGUGGUUUGCACCUGGGUGAUGGGAUUGCGGUACCUGGUCUCGUAUGGGCGACACAUGGUGGGCGUAGUUGAGCCCAGUCAACCUAGUGUAAGAACGUCCUGGAUCGGUUCAGUGUUUGAGUUGGCUGAUCCAGAAAGGCAAGGACACAUUGAUCUCUUCCGAGCCACGCAAAUCAUCAAGGGUCUCAAUCCUGGCAUGCGGGAGUCUCGCAUUGAACUUAAGUUUAAAGAGAUACAGAAGGCCAAGGACUGCUAUGGUGAAGGAAUAGAUUUAGACACAUUUGUAGAGGCCUACUGUGAACUGUGCACACGCUCUGAGAUAUUUUUCUUGUUGGUACAGUUUUCCAGCAACAAAGAGUACCUGGACUCUAAGGACUUGAUGCUAUUUGUGGAGGUGGAGCAGGGAGUGGAGGGAGUCACAGAGGAAAUGUGUCGGGAGAUUGUGCGUAAGUACGAACCCUCUGCUGAAGGACGUAACAACGGCUACUUGUCAAUAGAUGGCUUCACACAUUACCUCCUGUCAUCAGAGUGCCACAUUUUUGACCCGCAGCACAAGCAUGUUUGUCAGGACAUGACGCAGCCACUUUCACACUACUAUAUCAACUCUUCCCAUAAUGCCUCACUUUUGGAGGACCAGUAUUGGGGCUCGUCAGACCUCAGCAGUUAUGUACGCGCCUUACGGAUGGGCUGUCGAAGCCUGGAGGUGGUGGUCUGGGACGGGCCUGACUGUGAGCCCGUGGUCUACGUCGGUAGUUCGGUUGCCUCCCAGCUGGCAUUCUGCAAAGUUCUGGAUGUCAUUAAUCAGUACGCCUUCGAGAGCUCAGAGUUUCCGCUGAUCCUCUGUCUUGUGACACACUGCAGCGUCCCCCAGCAGAGAGUCAUGGCUCAACACAUGAAGAAGAUCCUAGGGGACAAACUGCACACAGAGCCUCCCAAUGUAGAAGACCUCUACUGGCCCUCCCCGGAGAAACUCAAAGGAAAAAUACUUAUCAGAGGGAAGCGUCUGCCUCCAGACUCUGAAUCUGAGGGGGAGGUGACAGAUGAAGAAGAAGGGUUUGAGAUGUCGAGGAGAAUGCUGGGUGUUGACGAUAAAGACCAGCUCAACGGAAUUGGCUGCAAACGGUUACGGCUCUGUAAGGAACUGUCGGAUCUGGUGAGCCUUUGCAAGUCUGUACAGUUCCGCGAUUUUGAGACGUCUAAACGGGAACAGAAGCAUUGGGAGAUCUGCUCUUUCAAUGAGGUUGAUGCCAACCGCUUUGCCAAUGAGUUUCCUGAAGACUUUGUGGCUUAUAAUAAACGAUUUCUGUCACGGGUGUACCCCACGCCUAUGCGCAUCGAUGCCAGCAACAUGAAUCCUCAAGAUUUUUGGAAGUGCGGUUGCCAAAUUGUGGCCAUGAAUUAUCAGACUCCAGGUCUGAUGAUGGAUUUGAACCUCGGCUGGUUUAGGCAAAACGGCAACUGCGGCUACGUCCUGCGUCCGGCCAUAAUGCGUGAGGAAGUGUCAUAUUUCAGUGCCAAUGCCCGUGACUCGCUUCCUGGAGUUUCAGCCCAGCUCCUCCACAUCAAGGUUAUCAGCGGUCAAAACCUACCAAAGCCGCGUGGUUCUGCUGCUAAAGGCGACGUGGUAGAGCCAUACAUAUAUGUAGAGAUUCAUGGGAUUCCUGCAGAUUGCGCAGAGCAGCGCACUAAAACCGUCUCACAAAAUGGUGACAAUCCCAUCUUUGAUGAAAGCUUUGAGUUCCAGAUCAACCUUCCGGAAUUGGCUGCUUUGCGUUUCGUCGUCCUUGAUGACGACUACAUCGGCGAUGAAUUUAUCGGCCAGUACACCAUUCCUUUUGAGUGUCUGCUUCCUGGUUACAGACAUGUUCCACUGCAGUCACUUACGGGGGAGUUUCUGCCCAAUACUACACUGUUUGUUCACGUUGCCAUUACAAACAGACGAGGUGGGGGCAAGGCUCAUAAGAGGGGUCUCUCUGUGAGAAAGGGCCGCAAGGCAAGGGAAUACACCUCUACUAAGACCACAGGGAUCAAAGUGGUGGAUGAACUCUUCAGGGCAUCAACGCAACCUCUGCGGGAAGCAACAGACCUACGGGAAAACGUACAGAAUGCAAUGGUGUCUUUCAAGGAGCUUUGCGGCUUGACUCCGGCAGCUAAUAUGAAGCAGUGUAUCUUGACUGUGUCGUCCUGGUUGAUGAACAGCGAGCGAACACUACACGUGGCGGUAGAUCUGAGCGAGGCCUACCCCACCAUGGAAGCACAGGGCCCCAUUCCAGAGCUGCUGCGUAAAGUGCUCAACGCUUAUGACACGAUGAUCCAGACGAGUCGCACGCUGAUCGAAUCAGCCGAUGGCGUGUACUCCAAACUCACACAAGCACAGCGAGCAGGGUUGGACUUUCACGAGGAUCUGCAUCGGAUCGGGGCAAGAGAAGGCCUGAAAGGAAGAAAAUUGCAGAAAGCCAUGGAGAGUUACGCUUGGAACAUCACUGUGCUGAAGGGCCAAGCGGACCUUUUAAAGCAUGCGAAAGGAGAAGCACUGGACACUUUGCGACAGAUUCACUGUGCUGCUCACUCGUGUGGCCUAGCCAAGAACGGAGCCUCAACGUCCCCUGCAUCACCCCUGCUGCCGCCCCACCCUCGCCCCCUCCACACCAUCCGUGAGAAUGAGACCAACAACACCCUGCACUGAGACACAGAAAGAGAGAGAGUGUGUGUGUGUGGUUUUCUCUGUUUAUCAGUAUUUGGGAAGCAGGUGGUCUCAGGUUAGAAGAGUUAGGUUGGUCGAGAUGUUUAAAGACACACAGGAGAUGGUUUCAUUUUGAUCUGUGUGCUUUGCUGCUUCCCAGCUGUCUGAUGCAUCAGGUCUUAAAUUUGCUUCCCCAUUAUGAAGUUUUAAGGAUGUGAUGGAUUGUAGAGGUCCGGCCGCUCUAGAAACUGUGAAUGCGUCAGGCUAUCAGCUGAGACAUCUGCUAGUCAAAUACAAGGCCCAAACUCAAUUAUAUUCAACAAUUGAUUGUAGUUUUUAACCUUGCCAGAAAUAAAGUAAUACUUCACUGAUAAGUAAAGCACUUUAAGCUAUCAGUUAAAACUUCAGGAAACAAAAUAAAGAAAAGCAAUGUAAAUGUGAAGAAAGGCAUUAGUAUAGACAGGCAACAAUAGAUAAACAAUUGAUCUUAAGACUUGGUGAGCGCUCUUACUCCCCCUGCUGGGCCCUCUGCACAUUUUAUUAUUUUAGAUCUGGCUCAUCUAAAAACCAUCAGCUUUGUCUUAAAAGGGGCAGUUGUAUAGGGGUGUUGAGUGUGUUUGUGUGAGUGUGUGAGUGUGUGUGUGUGUGUGUGUGUGUGUGUGUGUGUGUGUGUGUGAGUGUGUGUGUGUGUGUGAGUGUGUGUGUGUGUGUGUGCGUGCAUGCGCGUGCGUGCACGUAUGUAUGUGUGAUGCAUAAAUGAUGUAUUUGGAAUGAGGAAAAGUGUAUCUUGUUGCUAAACUGGAAACUGGAAUGUCCCAUUGAGACCAACUUAACUGGGAAGAACCUCUGGGAAUACACAGAUCUCAGCUGAUCUGUCAAGCAAAUAAAUAUUUCAAUAAGUAAAGAACCAUCGUAAAUGACACUUUAACAUCUCAUUACGAGCACUUCACACCCAAUAAUACACACUGUUUAUGAAUAUUCCGAAUAUUGUUAUUAAUGCUGUUAAUAUUGUGGGUAGGUGUUCAGUGUAAUGGAGGUUAUUUUAUAUUUGCAUCGACAGGUGUCAUUCUGUAGACGUUGUUCAUAGGAACAGGAAAUGUGAAUGCUUGGGGAUGAGGGUGGGAAAUAUUCUUUGGGUGGUUACUGUCAUAAUAUUGUCAAAUAACUUUGGAUGUUACAUAAAAGCCGAAUGACAUCAGAAAUGUGUCCAAGUCAUUUUUAUACACUGUAUCUCUUUUGUUAAAAGUAAUAUUGAGUUUUGAGGUCAAAAACAGGUACAAGGAGUUUUAUGAAAGCACUUGUAUUUUCGUCGACAUGCCAGAUGUUUAUUAGGUUUGAAAUUCCUUCAUGUUUUGCAAGUCUGCACAUUGCUGUAUAAUGAGCCAUCUGCAUUCCUUCAGAAUCAACACUGGUACUGUUUGUCUUCUCUUGUAAUUCUCUCUGCAAGAUGUACUUCCAUUUCUGACCCGUUCACAACCAAACGCAUUAUUUUUGUAAUGCGAUGAGAAUUACUCGUUAUUCACGCAAUCCAUAACACAUAAUGAGAGCCGCAUUAAUGAGCCCAUCUUGUGGCGCAGUGCAGGUGUAAACUCUGCCAUCAUUAACUCCGACUGCAUGGUGACCUUCAAAUAAAAUCAUCUUGUCCCA
Molecule: messenger RNA, 5224 nt
Organism: Triplophysa dalaica
Lineage: Eukaryota; Metazoa; Chordata; Actinopteri; Cypriniformes; Nemacheilidae
Gene: plcl5
Product: phospholipase C like 5
Exons: 6
Coding region: 194-3580 (1128 amino acids)
Biological process (GO): lipid metabolic process; intracellular signal transduction
Molecular function (GO): phosphatidylinositol-4,5-bisphosphate phospholipase C activity
Source: RefSeq, a predicted model, not a curated record